GGUGGGACCAUGCAUUUCAGUGCGCUAUUCGUCACCACACGACCCAGAGAACGUAGCUUAAUGGCGCUUUGCUCAGACACCCCCUAUGUUUUGUGAGAUGUAACUGCGUCUGAAGGCUGUGAGAGAUAAGUGGAAAGUCCCUAACACUGGAAAUCCCCUUUGUCUGCCUGGGCUUUUCCGCAGUCUGCAUGAACUACAUUAAGUUGGAGGACGUGAUCUAUGCUUUGACAUGUAGAGUAAACAUACCAACAUAUAAUUGAUUGUGAAGAAGGCUGAAUGGCGCUGUUUGGACUGCUGCGGUUACCCUGAUUGAAGUGGCAGAGGACUACCAGGAGCAUCCUUAGGGCUUUGUUGGUGGUCUUAUUGUACAGUUCUGCAUUGGUACACGUUACAUCUGGUGAACACCAUGUCCCAGGGACAGAAUUUCCUGCCCAAGUUCCUCUUUGUGAGUAACCUGCUGAAAGCGGUCAAGAUCCGGGAGCGGGUGCCCAACGAUGUAGUGAAGCCUGCGGGCAGUGAAAGCCUGAUGCACCACCUGCGGGGCAUGCACCGGUACACCCUAGAGAUGAUCAGCAUGAGCCAGUUCCCUCAGGCCUUCCAACAGGUCAUUCAGGCAGCCAUCUUGGACAGGGCCAUGCAGAGCUCCCUAGAGCAGGAGAAGAAGCUCAACUGGUGCCACGAGGUCAAGAAAAUGGUACCACUGAGGACCAAUGGAGAUGGGAACUGUCUUCUCCAUGCUGCCUCUCAGUACAUGCUGGGGGUGCAGGACACAGACCUGGUCCUGAGGAAGGCCCUGCACAGUGUGCUCAAGGAGAACGAAACAGGCAACUUUAGAGCCCGUUUCCAGACAGAGCUACUGCAGUCUCAGGAGUUCACCCAGACUGGCCUGCAUUACAGCACUAUGAAUUGGGAGGAGGAAUGGGAGAAGAUCAUCAAGAUGGCUUCGCCUGUGUCCAGCCGCAAUGGGCUGCAGUUUGACUCCCUGGAGGACAUGCACAUCUUUAUCCUCUCCAACAUCCUCCGCAGGCCCAUAAUCGUCAUCGCAG
Messenger RNA from Oncorhynchus masou masou (cherry salmon), 1046 nucleotides. Its product is annotated as tumor necrosis factor alpha-induced protein 3-like. The transcript has 4 exons. Gene Ontology annotation, molecular function: K63-linked polyubiquitin modification-dependent protein binding; cysteine-type deubiquitinase activity. The annotation marks the transcript as partial. NCBI's taxonomy places the organism in Eukaryota, Metazoa, Chordata, Actinopteri, Salmoniformes, Salmonidae. Gene Ontology annotation, biological process: protein K33-linked deubiquitination; cytoskeleton organization; protein deubiquitination involved in ubiquitin-dependent protein catabolic process. The record is from RefSeq and is a predicted model, not a curated record. Gene Ontology annotation, cellular component: nucleus; cytoplasm.